UUCCUUGGUCCCUGGAACUUGACCCAGCAGGCCUAUAGCUAGCUUUCCUUUGAUUUCCAGCCAUUAGCAGGCUGUCCUAGGAAGGGCUUGCAGUCUGAGUUUUGCAUUGUCUGUAUGAUAUAAGGAAUACAACUUUGUGCUGACUGAAAGGUAACAUUUUAUCUGGAAUAGUACUCUGAUUUCUGACACUAAUGGCCUUAAACAAAAUGGAGGGUUUCAAAUUUGAUGGAACAGAGCGCCUAGCUGCAGACUAUGUGAAGGGAAUUCUUCAACCCAUUACCACCUGUGCCAUCUGGGAUCAGAUCUGGAACUUCCAAGCCAAGCCUGAUGAUCUGCUUGUUUCUACCUAUCCUAAAGCAGGAACAACAUGGACUCAGGAGAUAGUGGACUUGAUACAAAAUGAAGGUGAUGUUGACAAAGGUCUCCGAGCACCUACUCAUAUACGAUUUCCUUUCAUUGAACUGAUGAUCCCAUCUGUAGCAAGUGGUUUGGAACAAGCUAAUGCAAUGCCCUCACCCCGGAACCUGAAAACACAUCUUCCCAUCCAGUUGCUGCCACCAUCCUUCCUAGAGAAAAACUGUAAGAUAAUCUAUGUAGCAAGAAAUCCCAAGGACAAUAUGGUGUCUUAUUACCAUUUCCAUAGGAUGAAUAAAUCACUUCCCGCUCCAGGAACCUGGGAAGAGUAUUUUGAGAGUUUUCUGGCUGGUAAAAUAUGCUGGGGUUCCUGGUAUGACCAUGUGAAAGGAUGGUGGGAAGCCAAAGACCAACACCGCAUUCUCUACCUCUUCUAUGAGGACCUGAAGAUGAACCCAAAGCAUGAAAUUCGGAAGCUGGCAGAAUUCAUUGGAAAGAACCUAGAUGAUGAAGUUCUAGAUAAAAUUAUCCAUCACACUUCAUUUGACAUUAUGAAGCAAAAUCCAAUGGCAAACUAUUCAUCAAUUCCUACUGAAAUCAUGAACCACUCUAUUUCUCCAUUCAUGAGAAAAGGGGAAGUUGGAGACUGGAAACAUCACUUUACUGUGGCUCAGAAUGAGAGAUUUGAUGAAGACUACAAGAAGAAAAUGGCUAAUACCAGUCUAACUUUCCGCUUCCAAUUCUAGCAUCCACUGGGGGUCUUGAAACAUAUCCACCGUGGAUGAGGGGGUCUACUGGACCCAUUGUGAGAGGCCCAGAGAGCAAGAAAGUUUAUUACAAGAGAAUAGCUGAAAACUCCCCAAAUAUGAGGAAAGAAGUAGAAGGACAACUUCAAGAAUCUCAAUGAACUCCACUAAAAUAAACUGAAAUAAAUCUACACUGAGAUACAUUAUGAUAAGCUGUCAAAAGUCACAAAGGGCAGGCGUGGUGGCUCAGGUCGUUAAAGCACCGUGCUCCUAACACCGAGGUCGCCGGUUCAAUUCCCACAUGGGCCAAUGAGCUGCGCCCUUUACAGCUAAGAUUGUGAACAAUUGCUCUCCCUGGAGCUGGGCAGCCGUGAGCAGCUGGAGGUCGGCAUGGGCUGCCGCGGAGCUUCCAUGGGCUGCCGUGGGCUGCCAUGGCUGAUACGAUUGGCCGGAGGCCAUCGCGAAUGGCCGGCAGCCAGCGAGAGCUGCCGUGAGCUGCUGUGAGCAUCCGACUGACAACCGAUGACCGAAUAUGACAGCAGGGAGGAGUGCAAGGCUCAUAAUACUAGCAUGGGCCAAGGAGCUGUGUCCUACACAACUAGACUGAGAAACUACAGCUUGAACCGGA
This is a messenger RNA of Rhinolophus ferrumequinum (greater horseshoe bat), 1728 nucleotides long. Its product is annotated as sulfotransferase 1C4-like. Gene Ontology annotation, molecular function: sulfotransferase activity. Gene Ontology annotation, cellular component: cytoplasm. The transcript is spliced from 8 exons. Bases 192 to 1100 code for a protein of 302 amino acids. NCBI's taxonomy places the organism in Eukaryota, Metazoa, Chordata, Mammalia, Chiroptera, Rhinolophidae. Gene Ontology annotation, biological process: sulfation. The record is from RefSeq and is a predicted model, not a curated record.